UUUUAGACAUGUCAAGAAACUCAAGAACAAGCAUUGUUAGAGAGCCUGGAGAGCACAAAGUGACAUUCACAGUAACAUUAGCUUGUGCAGUUCAAGCAGUUGACAGCGAUGCACCAGUUAUUGAAUCUAAGAAAGGUAAACGACUUGCAGUCUAUGAGGCACCAAAAGCGUAUCAUUAUUUUCACCUGGAAUAUAAGUUGAUGCCAGAUGACAUUGAGCCAGUUAAAACAGAUGUGGUUAUGUAUGGUGUGGCAGCAAAGAUCUAUAAUGAAAAUGAUUCCAAAGUUAUCAAAACUUGGAAAGAAGGAGAAAAAAUAUGGAUAGCUUGGACCCAAAAUGUAUCGAUGUGGAUCACCAAAGAACUUCUGCUAAAUAUCUUCGAACAUUCACUUGAGCUUCGUAUUUGGGACUCAAAAGAUAAGGUUUCCGCCCGUGCGCGGUUUGAUCGCCCUAAGGCGUUCCGAUUGCCUGCAGGAAUGGAAAAUGAAGAGGAUGCUGGGGACCAGGAUAAAAACUCCAACGUCAAGGCUCUGGUUCUUAAACAGUCGCUCAGUCAUGCGCAGUUACAGCCAAAAGAAAGUCGUGAAAUGAGAGGUGAACGUCUUGCAAGAACCACGUCAGGAACAACAGGGCGACUUCAAGAAUCUUUAUCGCCAGAUGAAGAGUUGAGAGCAACAACGGCACCAACGGGCUCAACUUGCGUAAAAUCACCAGCUCCAUCAGCUGUGACAAAGGCCAGUGAACUUGCAAAAGUUCAAGUGAGGAUAAAUGAUGAAAGUAGUAAAAGUCACUGGCUUCGCAUUGCACAACUUGCUGGUUUAGGAAAACCUUUUUCUGAAAACGAAAUGACGCAGUUAUGUGAAAUGGUAGAUACAAGGAAACGGACUUCUUUUGAAAACGAAAGAAAGAAAAAGGUUAAGGUUGAUGAAAUGGAAAAGGAAACAAAGGUAACAAAACGUAAAUCAAAGAGAGAAGAGCAGAAACAAACCGUGUUGGCAGCAUUUACUCGAGUCCAUGGCAUUGCAUCGAUCAAACUUCGCCUUUGUUUACUCUUUGCUGGGACGAAGUCCAUCACUGAACGCCUUGGCUGUAAAGUGAACGGAAUCGAAGAUCUCAUGGUCACAGUAUCACUUGAUAAGCCGUUAUUGUCAGACGAACAAAAGAAGGAUCUUAAUCCAAUGCUUAUAAAACUUUGUUCUGUAAAAAAUCUGCCAAACAAACCAUUGUCUUACGAUGAACUGGACGAAAAAUGUGUUCCAGUAUUUGCGCAGUACAAGUUCUUCAAAGAGCCAGUUCACCGUACACUAGGCUAUCCGCAUGGUCGCAGUGUAGUUUGGGAAGAUGUAAACGUGGUUUUGCUGGGUGCGUUGGAUCAAGGGGAACUUCAGGAGUAUUUGCAGGGUCCACCAGUACAUAUAGAGAUACAUGAUAGGGAUAGAAAUAAUGAUGUGAAAAAAGUCAAAGCAGAUUUGUUUGGGGAUAAUCCUGAGGAUGAGAUGAUCAACAAUGUCAGCUUGGUUGCAGGUCGUCGAACUACUCACAAUCCAUUCAAAAGUAAAGAUAAAGCAUGGGACCCAUACGGCGUGGCAAAAUUGGAUCUUUCCGAGCUACUUCUUGGCCAGCGUUAUUUGUAUAUGUGUAUUCCUGUCCACAACUGUUCAAGCCCUGAUCCAACUAUCGGUCACGAGCGUCCAGGCGGAUCCAUUGUUGGCCUUACGGGCAGCGUUGAUGGUCCAGAAGAAGAGCCGUUACCUUCAGCAAAUUAUAUCGAAGCGGGAAGUGAGUUGAAAAUAAAGAUAGAAGUAGGAUAUCCUAUUACGACCAUUGCUGACGUAAGGAAAAGAGUGACAGAGCCUGAUAAAGUUAAAAUACCAGACGAGUGUCCAUUUGCCAGAGUAAUCUACAUAUUUGAUUAUACGAACACAACUUUUUUGAAAGAAAUUACGAAUGAGGUAACACUGAUUAAUGCGACAGCCUUGGAACUGAUGAAUCUGCCAGAGCAUAUCAUCGAUGCUGCUUUGUCGACUUAUAAAUUAUCUGAAGAGCAAAAGGUCUCAAAGAUUUUGAAUAUCAUCACUGGAUUUCAAAUUAUCGAUGGCAUUCGACAUAUCUUUGUCCUUGAAGGUUUAAGAGAUAAAGGAAUCAAAGAUUUGGUUCAAAACUUACCAUUGGACAAAUACGACAACGGUCCUGGAUCAGUGAAAGUUCUGUAUAAAUCAGACAUGACAUUCUCUGAGAGACUUUACGUGGUCUUGGAUGUUGAUCUCUGUCGAGUUCGUUUACAUGAUUCGCUGACUAACAUCACUCAAAAGCCGUUGCUGUAUGUUCGUGAUAUCGUUCCACGACCUUGCUUCGAGGGCCUCACUAGACUAGAUAAGAUCCUUAAUGCCACGAAACUACGCGAGAUAGUAAAAAAUGAUUUGUUCCCAACACCGGAGAUGAUCUUGUCUGUGAGUCGCGAGUUUGGUAUACCAUUGACUGCAGAAGAUUUUGGAGAGGCAGGAUUGGGUGAGAAUUUCGACUGCAUGGUUGACAUUCACGGCGAUGGUUCGCAAGAAUCUGUAGAAACCAGACGUCGAAUUUGGACACCAUUGCAGUUAAGAAAUCCCGAAUACCUCGAGACCUUGAAAACUCGAGAGAGUAAUAAUCGUGAUUUUAUCAUGGAGAAUAUUCUCCGUACCCAGUCUAAGAAUCCUCAUCAAAAGCUUGAUAGUAUUGCUGUCAGUAAGACGGAACUAGAAAACAGCAUUGCUCAUAACUAUAGUACACAGUCCUUGAAUUCCACCGAACUUUCAAAACGAAAACUGAAGGAAAUUCUUAGCAAGGAUCCAAGUGGUGUUUAUACAUACUGUUCAGACUAUAACUCAGCCAGCAUAGAGAACUCAGAGGAAAGCGCCACUCAGAUUAACAGAGAAGAAGAAAAACAAAAAUGGCUGACAUCAGACGGCUUCGUUGUUUCCAGUUCAAAAACUGCUUUGGAAUCGAACCGCCAUCCACAGAAACCAGACAAUGCUCGUGUCUUGGAACUGAGCAAGCCGUGGAGGGAAAAUGUUCUUCAUGCUAACGUUUUGAAACCUACAGUUGACCGAAUCAAAUUUCCAUGGAAACAUCGCGAUAAAGAUUUGGACACAAUCACCCAGCCUGCUGAACCAAAAUUCAUCGAAUCAAUCCAUCUUUAUGGUGAUCCUCGCGAGCAAGAGAAACGGGCUGCAGCACAAACAGAUAUGCGCGAAUGGGAAUCGCGAAUUGUCGUCGACGACGUACGUUUCCGAACCCACCGAUGCCUUCCAAGGACUGAACUGACCGAAAAGGGUGCAAAAUCUGCAUGCGCACUUACGAAGCUAGAAGAUGUUUUAAAAGACCCGCCACAGAAAUUCUCAUUGAAAGAGAGGAAUUUGAGACUGGAGAAAAUUCCUCCGCUAGGUACUCUAGUGGGUGGGGUUGAGAGGAGAGGGGAAGAUGAGAUGAAGCAUGAAGGGUAUAAACCUGGCCCUCUGGAAGAGCGGAGUUGGUUGAUAGAAGGAAAUAGAAUACCUUGCGUAGAUGGGGAAAAAGAAACGAAGAUUGAUAACAAACACGAUUUCAAGUUAGUCUUCAAGACAAAAUCCAACACAUAUCAUCGACCCAUUAAACCACUAUCGCCCCACGAGAGAGAAAAUCAUUUAUUUCCAAAGAACAUGGAUCCUGUAAGCCCAAUAGGCCAAUCUUCAAAACUAAUGAAUACGACUGACACUUGAGAGAAAUUUCUGUAAUAAUUAUA
Molecule: messenger RNA, 3760 nt
Organism: Dendronephthya gigantea
Lineage: Eukaryota; Metazoa; Cnidaria; Anthozoa; Malacalcyonacea; Nephtheidae
Exons: 19
Coding region: 9-3737 (1242 amino acids)
Source: RefSeq, a predicted model, not a curated record